UUAUUUUCCAUUAGUUUUACUUUAUAGGUAAAGAUAUCCCUAAAUAGCUGAAUAUGGAAUGAUUUUAUUUUAGAAUUGUGAAAAAUGGAAGACAGUACCACAGACACAGAACAAGAAGAGGAAGAGGAGAAAGAUGAAAAGGAUCAAGAGAACCCCAUUUAUGCUGUAGCACCCACAAUUAAUAUCCAAGAUGAACGGUGUGUUGAUUUAUCUACAACUCCAGCUUUCAUUUGUCUGCAAGAGUUACACAGUAUGGGAAAACUUCCUGGAACCAGAAUGGCAGAGUUAAAAGCGAAGUACACCUUGCUCCAUGAUACCGUGGUAAGUACGCAACAGUCAGAGGUCCAACUGCUAGAGGAUGCCAAACGUUUCACCGAGCAAAUACAACAGCAGCAGUUUCACCUUCAGCAAGCUGAUAAUUUUCCCGAGGCAUUCACCACCGAGGUCUCUAAAAUGCGAGAACAACUUCUCAAGUACCAAAACGAAUAUAACGCAGUGAAAGAAAGAGAGCUCCACAAUCAGUACAGAUUAAAUAGCUUAACAGAAGAAAAAAACCUCAUAAUAAAGGAAUUUGAGAAGAUACCUAAGCCAGGAGAAAUGGAGAAGAAGAUGAGACUAUUGAGAGAAAGCACUGAGGAAUUACGUAAGGAAAUAAUGCAGAAGAAACUGGAAAUAAAAAAUUUACGGGAAGAUUUGGCAUCUAAGCAAAAGCAAUUACUGAAGGAGCAGAAGGAACUAGAAGAACUGUUGGAAUAUCAGGUCAAUCUAAAGGAUGAAGUGGUCCACCAUCAAGCUGUUCCCGUACAAAUUGGAAAAGAGAUAGAAAAAAUAACACGAAAAAAAGUAGAAAUGGAAAAGAAAAAAAUCGUCUUGGAAUAUGAACUCAAAGAGCUAAAUGACUUGCUAAAGAAAGUUGAAACCAAAAUUAAUUCUAUAAUGGAAGAGAAGGAGGAUGUAAUAAAGGAAGUUGAAGGCAAACGAGCCUUACUUGAAAUCAGAGAACGAGACUGUAACCAAUUGGUGAAGCUCCUGGAAUUAACCAGAGAGAAUGAAGCAACUUCACUAACUGAAAGAGGGAUCUUGGAUCUCAAUUUACGGAACUGUCUCAUUGACAAGCAGAACUACCACGAUGAACUUUCUUGUAAGCAAAGAGAAAAAGAACGAGAUUUUCGAAAUUUAAAAAAGAUGGAGCUACUCUUGAAAGUGUCCUUGGAUGCACUCACUCAAACUCAAGCACUACAUCAAAGGCUUCUAUUAGAGAUUGAAGCUAUUCCUAAAGAUGAUUCUAUAUUAUCUGAGAGAAGAAGAGAACUGCACAAGGAAGUUGAAGUGGCUAAGAGGAAUCUGGCCCAACAGAAAAUCUUAUCAGAAGCUGAGUCCAAGUUAGUGGAACAACAACUUGCAGAAGAAAACAAGCUUUUAAAGGUGCAAGAAAACAUGCGGGAGCUUGUCUUCAACCUUGUCCAUAUGACUCAAAUCAAAAUUGAUGAGAAGGAGCAAAAAUCCAAGGAUUUCCUGAAAGCUCAGCAAAAAUAUACCAACAGUGUUAAGGAGAUCAAAGCAAAGAAUCUGGAAAUCAGAAUACACAAGAAGAAAAAACGUGAAAUUCAUCGGAGACUCAAAGAGUUUGCUAAACUAUAUGACACUAUCCGCAAUGAAAGAAACAAAUUUGUUAACUUAUUUCACAAAGCUCACCAGAAAGUAAAUGAAAUAAAAGAAAGACAUAAAAUGUCAUUAAAUGAACUGGAAAUUUUAAGAAAUAGUGUGGUUACUCAAGAAAGAAAGUUACAAAAUUCCAUGCUGAAACAUGCCAACAAUGUUACUAUUCGAGAAAGCAUGCAAAAUGACGUGUGCAAAAUUGUAGCAAAACUUCAGGAAAUGAAGGAGAAGAAGGAAGCCCAGUUAGAUAACAUUGACAGACUUGCCAAUAUGAUCACAUCGAUUGAAGAGGAGAUAGUGCACCUUCGCAAGAGAUACGAGAAAGCUGUUAAGCUUCGAAAUGAAAGUGGUGUUCAGCUGAUAGACCGGGAAGAGGAAGUGUACACCUCUUAUGAAAAAAUAAGUAUCCAAGAGAAGAUGAAACUAAAUGGAGAAAUUGAAAUACAUGUUCUGGAAGAAAAGAUCCGGUUCCUGAAACUGAAGAUUGCUGAGAAACAAAGACAGAUUCAUGUGACCCAGAAAUUACUGCCAGCCAAGAGGGCCCUGGAUGCUGACUUAGCAGUGCUCCAAAUUCAGUUUUCACAGUGUACAGACAGAAUAAAAGACCUGGAGAAACAAUUUAUAAAUCCUGAGGGUGAGAACAGAAUCCGCUUCAUUCCAGGGAAAGAUAUGACCCCAGAAGAAAUGAUCAAAAAAUUAGACACGCUGGAACUACAGCUAGCCAAGAAGGAGGAGAAGUUACUGGAAAAGGAGUUCAUCUAUGAACAGGUGUCCCGGCUCACGGACAGGCUCUGCAGCAAAACUCAGGCCUACAAGCAGGACACACUUCUCUUAGCCAAGAAGAUGAACGGCUACCGGAAAAAGAUCAAAGACGCUACGAAACAAAUGAUGGCUCUUGUUGCUGAGCUGUCCAUGAAACAAGCCCUGGCCAUUGAACUCCAAAAGGAAGUCAGGGAGAAAGAAGACUUCAUCUUCUCUUGCAAUUCCAGGAUAGAAAAGGGUCUGCCACUCAAUAAAGACAUUGAGAGGGAAUGGUUGAAGGUACUUCGAGAUGAAGAAAUGUAUGCCUUGGCCAUCACUGAAAAGUCUCGGGAGUUCUUGGUAGCAGAUAACCGCCAGCUGCCCAAUGGUGUUUACACAACUGCAGAGCCACGUCCAAAUGCCUACAUCCCAGAGGCAGAGGCCACUCUUCCUUUGCCCAAACCAUAUGGCGCAUUGGCUCCUUUCAAGCCCAGUGAACCGGGAGCUAAUAUGAGGCACAUAAGGAAACCUGUUAUAAAGCCAAUUGAAAUCUGAGCAUGUAAACUAAUCUGGGCUUCUAAAGGAGACACUUUAACCAGGCUUCCUCAUAUGCACAGCUGGAAAAUAUCAGCAUGAUAGAUCUAAAUUACAGACAAAUACGGUAUCCGCAAUCGAUCAAUAACGGAGAACAACAUGGCUUCCUUUUACACUCAUCAGCUACUAUAUUUUACAUGAUGUUAAGUAGGACAUAGAAUUUUCCUACAAUUAUGUCAAAGCAUAUAUCUGUAUCAUUCAUUUCUUUCUUUUUCACUCUAUCUAUUAUGUUUCAGAAAUACAUAGUAGUCCAGAUGCUAUAACAAUGCAAGAAAAAUAAAUCAAUUUUCAAUGCAGUACAGAAAUUGGCAGUGUGGCCUUUGUUUAUUAAAAAAGAAAAAAGCAAAUACUGUUCAAUAUACUUACUUGAAAGAGAAAGACAGAAUGACUGUUUGAAAAGGAGAAUAUCCCAAUAUCACAGGGGUUAUAAUUCACUUCAUUAAGUACUUGUAUUUGAAGUUCAUGUUGGUAAAUGUAAAUGAAGUAAAAAGCAGUAAGGAAGCUUGUCCUUUUAAAAGUAAUAUUAUGCUCAUUCUUUUUCAAGUAAAGAAUCCUUUUGCUGCAAAACUAAUUAUGCCCUAUUUAUCUUUCUUAUAAAUCUAGGUUUUUUAUAAUGCUAUAUACAAAUAAACCUGUGAUUAAGUUCUGACUCCUGAUUUUUAAAAAUCCCAGAGAAAACAUUUAUUAGCUGUGCAUGUGGCACAGUUGAAAAUGAGGCCAGUUCCACUUACUUCGGUACUCUGAUUUUAUUGCAUUUCACCCAAGCAUAUUUUCCUAAUUCUGUUUUUUGUAUUUUCUCAUGUAUGAGAAUACACAAGUGGAUUUGAAAACUGAUUUUGCUUCAUUGAUAUGUUCAAGCCAUAUUUCAUAUUGGUGUCAGGUAUGGAUUUUGUGUCACAAUUCUGGAAGUGAGAAAUCACAUUCCUUUUAUUUAUUUAUUUAUUAUUUAUUUAUUUAUUUAUUUAGCUAAAUGAAACAAAAUCUGUUCCAAACCCCCAUCCUGCCAGAAUAGAGGGAAAUUUAAUCUCAUUCUCAGCCUACAAGUCAAUCCUGAAUCUAACUUGGUUGUUUUAUAAAGUUAUUAAAACGCAAAGUGUCUGUGAUAAGUAACAGUGUGUGGUUAAUACAAAGAAAUACUACUGCACACUUAAACACAGCUCCUGUGUUGUAGGAAUUAGUAAUUGCAUUAGGGAUCCAAAAAAUAUGCCUGAAGGGACAACAUAAGAAUGGAAAUAUAGCUCUUCAGCACAAAGGGAUGGAUGUUUAAGUAUU
Messenger RNA from Ailuropoda melanoleuca (giant panda), 4266 nucleotides. RefSeq names its product coiled-coil domain containing 146 (gene CCDC146). The coding region runs from base 85 to 2955 and encodes 956 amino acids. NCBI's taxonomy places the organism in Eukaryota, Metazoa, Chordata, Mammalia, Carnivora, Ursidae. The transcript has 18 exons. The record is from RefSeq and is a predicted model, not a curated record. Gene Ontology annotation, cellular component: cytoskeleton.